AAGAAGUUUAAAAUUAGAACAAGGUGUGAAUAUCAAUCAAGAACACUCCAGUUAAGCACAUGGUCGCAUUUUCAAAGGAAAAAAAAAACUUUUAUUUAAUUAUUCAAAACAGCAGACAAAUGUAAUUGAGACACAUAUUGAAAGGUUUUUCUGGUUUCAAGAGAGAACUUGAGUUAUAAAUGAUCAGGAAAAGCUUCUUCGGUCAUUUAAAAUUAAAUGUUAAACACAUACACAGUUCACAACUGUAUGGGACAUAUCAUGUGAUGUCCACAUCAUACAAACCACCAAAGUGAGCAAUCAGUGUUUAAUAGGAAACGGCACUAAUCACAGGUGUCACAGGUUCUACAGAUGUACAGAGAUGAGCCUGACCCACAUUAGCGCUCACAAAUUCUGAUAGAUGUGAGAUCUGCCGAGGUAUUACUUAUCAAACCCAUAAUAACAUCUCUUCCUUAAACUAUUCAUAUUACUCUGUUUAAGCUCUGAACAUUUAAGAAAUUUGCAUUUUGCCAAUAGAAAGAUUGUUUUUUUAUAUAAAUACGGAAAUAGUGAUGCUUUGCAUAAACGUAAGAAUAGUGACACCAGCUUUAUUCAAGCGUUUAGUUGGACAGUGAGUAAUUUAGAAUAACUAACAGAGGAAUUAAUUAUGAGAUGAUUGCCUGUGGCAGAAUAACACCAUAGCACAUCUCCGCCGCUGUACAUCUAAACCUACACGUCUCCAAAAAGGCCAUGGCAGACUUUUCGCUUGCUGACGCAAUCCCAGAUGAUGUUUCUAAUGAAGCAUCGAAAACUAAACACACCAAUCCAUCAGCUCCUGGAAAUGGGGCUCCGCCCCCCACUAAUCCUGGCUGGCCUGGUGCGGCCCCCGGUGGCCCUCAUUUCCCACCCUCAGGAGGCCCUGCCCAACCAACAGCACCUGGCUUUCCUCAGACUGGGCCUUCUGCCCCCGGUCCGUUUCCACCCGGCCCAGGAGCCCCGGGCCAGUUUCCCGGAACCCCUGCUGCCCCAGGGGGAUAUCCUCCAGGACCAGGCGUACCUGGACAGUUCCCCUCAAACCCUGGAGCUCCAGGACAGUUCCCCUCCAACCCUGGAGCUCCAGGACAGUUCCCCUCGAUGCCAGGUCAGUUCCCACCAGGUGGGGCACCCGUGCCAUACCCCGUUCCUGGACAGUUCCCCUCCCCACCUGGGGCUCCACAGGGCCCAUAUCCAAACGUGCCUUACCCAGCAGGUCCAUCUGGGCCUGGCAUGUACGGCCCAGGAGGCCCUGGUGCCUUUCCACCAGAUGGAGGCCCAGGAUAUGGAGGAGGAAUGUUUCCCCCAGUACCACCAGGAUCCUGGGGUUCACCCGGAGGGGGCUUCCCUCCUCAACCUGGCCCACCAGGAGGCUUCGGUCCAGGGCCCAUGGGACCAUAUGGAGGGCCUGCAGCUCCAGGUGGAAUGCUGCCAUUGCCGUACGAUCUUCCGCUGCAUGCAGGGGUAAUGCCCCGCCUCGUGAUUACUAUAGUGGGUGAGCCAGUACCAGGAGGAAACAGGUUCCAUGUAGAUUUUGUGAGGGGGCAUGACGUGGUUUUCCAUUUCAACCCUCGUUUCCAUGAGAACACCAUCGUACGGAACACACAGCUUGGGGGCUGCUGGGGUCCGGAGGAGAGGGAGGGAGGCUUUCCCUUUGUGCAGGGCAGACAGUUUGAGCUGAAGAUCCUGGUGGAGACAGACGGGUUUAAGGUGGCUGUGGACGGCGUUCAUCUGCUGGAGUUUGAGCACAGAACAGGCGGGAUGGAGGAUGUCACUCGCCUGCAUAUAGAGGGUGACCUCGUCCUGUUCAGCGCAGCCCCCAGCAUGAUCUAAAUCCCAGGGGCGUAGGAGCGAUUUGACAAUGUUGAGGAGACACAUUAAGUCACUGGUCCUUGAAAAGUAUAGAUUAUCUUCAAAAAAGUGGGACAAACUGAAUUUUUUAAAAGCUAUAACGAUGUAUCUGUUAUCUGCCUCUUCAUUGCAGAUUAGCCAAACUCAGACACACGAUCUAAACAAAUGACAUACAGAUGUAGAGAAAGUCCCUCUGAGAGGUCACCAGGACACUGAUAUCACUGAUAUGUCUAAAGCACCAUAACUUUCUGUUUUUCCUCAUUCUGUCAGCUGUCAGAAUGCAUUAUGCUAGUUAACUUUUCGCAUGUAUAUGACAAAUUUUGUAAAAAUGAAACAUAUAUUGUUCCAAACACACCUAUAGUAUGAACUUCAGUAUUAGCAUGGUAUAGUACCAAGGCCCAUGAGGGGUCAUAAACUCUAAUUCAGGAAACUGCAGACCAGAGCUGUGACACUGUGCUGAAUUGCAUCAGAUCUUAAUGGCUGAAUAUUAUUUUAUUUGGUAUGGAUUUUGGAAAAUGUUCAUUAUUUUGAAUAAAACCAUAUUAAUGAAAUCAUUGUGAUAACGGAGAUAAGUAAAUAAUUAUUUCCGAAUAAAUGCUGUAUUACCCCGAUUGAAAUGUGCUUGGUCAUAUUAUACUCUGCAUGUUGACCUGAGAUAAGAGGAAGUAAUUUAACAUAAAAAUUACAGUUGUAAAGACUAAUUUUACUGUGCCCUGUAAGUAUGCACUUAUGCCAUGUCAUAAAAUUGUGCCUUUGUCA
Messenger RNA from Onychostoma macrolepis, 2619 nucleotides. It is a transcript of the gene lgals3a, whose product is annotated as lectin, galactoside binding soluble 3a. The coding region runs from base 727 to 1842 and encodes 371 amino acids. The record is from RefSeq and is a predicted model, not a curated record. Gene Ontology annotation, molecular function: laminin binding; carbohydrate binding; IgE binding. Gene Ontology annotation, cellular component: immunological synapse; nucleus. Lineage: Eukaryota; Metazoa; Chordata; Actinopteri; Cypriniformes; Cyprinidae. The transcript has 6 exons. Gene Ontology annotation, biological process: positive chemotaxis; positive regulation of calcium ion import; neutrophil chemotaxis.